This is a messenger RNA of Talpa occidentalis (Iberian mole), 2706 nucleotides long. It is a transcript of the gene VSIG10L, whose product is annotated as V-set and immunoglobulin domain containing 10 like. NCBI's taxonomy places the organism in Eukaryota, Metazoa, Chordata, Mammalia, Eulipotyphla, Talpidae. The transcript is spliced from 9 exons. Bases 1 to 2706 code for a protein of 901 amino acids. The record is from RefSeq and is a predicted model, not a curated record.
AUGGACACCUCACGGGUGCUGCCGCUCUUCCUGCUCCUAGCCUCUCGAGUUGGGGUCACAGGCCUCAGAGCCUCUGCUGGAGCUCAGCAAACCAAUGCCUCCGGGAACUCAGAAAGCUUUACCCAAGGUCCGGAUUCGAAGGCUCCUUCCCUCGAACCCCCCAGCUGGAAAUUUCUGGAUCAGGCUCCAGUCUCAAAAGCCUCCGCUAAUGUCCCUCGUUCCACAUGGUUUCCCGCAGCCCUGAAUUCGGAUGACACGCAUGGGUCUCUCUGGUCGAACGUUUCUGCUGAGGGUCAGAGUCUCAGCCUGGACCCCACCUUCUCUGAAACGCCUGGUUCCGAAAUAUUUACCGAUUACGUGGAUUCCCAAGUCCCUGCCAAAGACCCAGAGCACCCCUUCUCUGCCAAGACCCCGGCUUCAGGAAUUUCUGCUCAAGUCCCAGACCCCACAUUCUCUGCCAAGAACCUCGGCUCCGAGGUCUCCCCUCAGGACCUGGAAUUUGAAUUCCCCGUCCAGGACCCUGGAGCCAAAGUUCCUGCGGAAGCCCGCCCAGAGGCAAGCUUCCCCCAGCAGGUGGGGGGGCCUGUGGCUGUGCUGGUGGGGACCACCAUCCAGCUCCCCCUGGUUCCAGUCCCCAGCGCUGGCCCCCCGGCCCCUCUGGUGGUCUGGCGCCGGGGCUCCAAGGUGCUGGCAGCUGGGGGCUUGGGGCCAGGGGCCCCUCUGAUCAGCUUGGACCCGGCUCACCAAGACCGCCUACGAUUUGACCAAGCCCGUGGGGGUCUGGAACUCGCCUCUGCCCAGCUACACGAUGCGGGGGUCUACACGGCUGAGGUCAUCCGGGCUGGGGUCUCCCGGGAGGUGCGGGAGUUCACGGUGCGUGUGUAUGAGCCCCUGCCCAGGCUGUCGGUGCAGCCGCAGGCCCCCGAGACGGAGGAGGGGGCGGCAGAGCUCCGCCUGCGCUGCCUGGGCUGGGGGCCGGGUCGCGGGGAGCUGAGCUGGAGCCGGGACGGACGCCCCCUGGAGCCCGCGGACCCCGAGGGGGCCGAGCCGCCCCGCAUCCGCGCGGAGGGCGACCAGCUGCUCAUCGCGCGCCCGGAGCGCGGCGACCACGCCCGGUACACGUGCCGCGUGCGCAGCCCCUUCGGCCACGCGGAGGCCGCGGCCGCCGUCAGCGUCUUCUACGGCCCGGACCCGCCGGUCAUCACCGUCUCCUCGGACCGCGACGCGGCCGCCGCCGUCUACGUCCGCGCGGGCAGCAACGUGACGCUGCGCUGCGCCGCCGCCUCGCGGCCGCCGGCCGACAUCGCGUGGAGCCUGGCCGACCCGGCCGAGGCCGCGGUGCCCGCCGGCCCGCGCCUCCUGCUGCCCGCGGUGCGGCCGGGCCACGCCGGCGCCUACGCCUGCCUCGCCGCGAACCCGCGCACCGGCCGCCGCCGCCGCUCGCUGCUCAACCUCACCGUGGCCGAUCUGCCCCCGGGGUCCCCACAGUGCUCGGUCGAAGGGGCUCCCGGGGACCGCAGCCUCCGCUUCCGCUGUUCGUGGCCGGGUGGGGUCCCCGCCGCCUCCCUGCAAUUCCAGGGUCUCCCCGACGGCAUCCGCGCCGGGCCGGCGCCCUCGGUGCUCCUGGCGGCCGUCCCCGCCCACCCCCGGCUCAGCGGCGUCCCGGUCACCUGCCUCGCCCGCCACCUGGUGACCACCCGCAGCUGCACCGUCACCCCGGAAGCCCCCCGGGAGGUGCUGCUGCUUCCAGUGGUGGAGGAGACCAGGUCAGGGGAGGCUGAGGUGGCCCUGGAGGCCUCCGGCUGUCCCCCGCCUUCCAGGGCAUCCUGGGCGCGGGAACGGCGGCCCCUGGCUCCAGGAGGCGGCGGACGCCUGCGGCUCAGCCCAGAUGGACGGAGGCUCCUCAUCAGCAACUUCUCUCUGGAUUGGGACCUCGGAAAUUACUCAGUGCUGUGCAGUGGGGUGCUGGGCGCUGGUGGUGACCAUAUCACCCUCAUUGGGCCCUCCAUCUCCUCAUGGAGGCUGCAGAAAGCCCGGGACGCGGCGGUGCUGACCUGGGAUGUGGAGCGCGGGGCCCUGAUCAGCGGUUUUGAGAUCCAGGCUCGGCAGGAGGGGCCAGACCUGGGCAGAACCAGCACCUACAAAGACUGGGUCUCCCUGCUCAUCCUGGGGCCUCAGGAACGGUCAGCCGUGGUGCCCCUUCCUCCUCGGAACCCAGGGAGCUGGGCCUUGCGGGUCGUACCCACCUUGGGGAGGCGGCCAGGGAUCCCAUCACAAAGUCGCAUCUAUCAGGCCGGCCACACCCUGGGCCCCGGGGCCAUCGCGGGCAUCGUCCUGGGCUCCCUGCUGGGCCUGGCGCUCCUGUCAGCGCUUCUCCUCUGCAUCUGCUACCUGUGCCGCCGUCGGGGAGAGGCGCUGAGGAAAAAGCCGCGCCCGCCCGCCCCGACGCCGACGGGGCUCCCGCCGGGAAGGCCGACGCGGGGUGUCGUCCCGGGGCAGACCCCGCCGCCUCUGCCCCGCAAAGCCCCGCCGGAGGACCCCAGCCCCAGCAAGGGCCCCCGAGUGAGUGUGGGUGCCCCAACGCCCGGGAAGGUGGGCGCCGAGGGGGCCCCCUCGCCCCGUCGGGGCUGGUGUGAGGUGCGCUGCCCCCUGGGCCCGCUGGCGGGUUUGCGGGGUCGGCGGCUCUUCCCCCGUGGGCUUGUGUAA